AUGGCAUCAUUUAUUCCAAAGUCUUUAUCAACAAAUAAUCAAUCUGUCAAUCCAUUAAUAACUAAUCAAUCUCAUCAAUUUACUGUAUAUAUAGUUGCUGAUGGUAAUCAAGUUCAACUUGUUGAAAUACCUGAUUAUGUUAAAAAACCUGUCAUAUUUCGAAAUAAAAUUGGUAAAAUUCUUCGUUCAACAUGUCUACCUGCUAUGUCAAUAGGUCAUCAACCUGUUAUAGUUCCAUCUGAAACAAAUAGAAAUUCUUUUAUAUUAUUCAAUUCUUCAAGAACAAAUUUUGUUCAACAACAACAAACUUCUACUACUUCUCUUGCAAGACAACAACAACUAUAUCAAAAUUUUUCACAAACAACUCCUACCACUCAUACAAAUUCAUUAGUUAAUAUACAACAAAAAAAUUCAACAAAUGCAACAUUAUGUUCAACAUCAACUUUAAAUGAACAUAAGAUGUUGAAAACAUAUGAUAGUGAUAUAUCAUCAAUAUAUAAUGAUAAUAAUUCAUCAUCAUAUGAUAUAUCUGAUGAUUCAAUAACAACAACAACAAUAAGAUCAAAUGAAGAAUUAAAUAUUUCUCCAAUAAAUAAUUCUAAUGAAACAUUAAAUAAUAAUGUUAUUAUUAAAAAAGAACGUGAUUAUCCUGGUUUUGUAAUUAAUCAAUUAUCUCCAAUUAUGUUAAAUGAUGAUCAAGAAAAAAAUGUUUUAUUAUCACAUCCAAAUUCAUGGACGGUUUUACAAGUGGUUCAUUAUAUGGGUUCCAUGAAUUUCGGCCCAUGA
This is a messenger RNA of Rotaria sp. Silwood1, 786 nucleotides long. The record is from the annotation of a GenBank genome assembly. NCBI's taxonomy places the organism in Eukaryota, Metazoa, Rotifera, Eurotatoria, Philodinida, Philodinidae.